CACUACUCAUGGACAAAAUUUUCUUUUACAGAAUUUUCCAAUAAAGUGUUGUCCACUACUAAGUAGACCUUUAAUAGGCGCGUAAUUAGCACGUUUCAGCCGCGAACUGGUUUUAACAUAAACUUUUAGUAACUUAACGAAUGUUAAAAAGAGAUAAUGUUAACAAAAUGUUCACACAUAAGUGAAGCCUUCUUAAUUUCUUAAUCCAUUUUAAAUGAAAGUGGACAAACCUGUCUUAAGACGACUGUAACGUUAGCUUAAACGUGCAUUAACCUUGUUAAAAGUAAAGCCUCCUGACAACAGUUUUUAUUGCAUAAAAUGCAACACCUUUAUGUAGGUCUAUUACGGUCAGGUACCUAGGUAUUAAAUGACGAUUGUAAUUGAUCGAACAAUCAGAAUUUCGUUUACAAGGAUCAAAUCACCAACAUUUUUAUGGAAUGUGACCUCAUAAAGCAUUCAUAUUUUACGAUAUUGAUUUGUAUAAUUACCGGAUUCUGUAAAUAAGUAUUGAACAAUGCCCGACCUCGAUCUUUUCUCCUACUAAGUAAUUGCUUCUAAUUAAGUUUGUCGUGAUUCCACGCAAUGGCCACUGCCCAUACUAUCUACCUUAGAUAAGGUGAUUGUUUCAUACUUCACCAUGGUAUAAUAGGAAAUGUUAAAGUCAUGGCAUUUAACGAUAUAGAUAAUAACAGAAAAAGUAUAGUAGGACAAGGUCAAUUUAAAAACGUUUGUUAUCGAAACUUAUCGAAUACUCAAAAAUAUAAUAGAAUGCUGUAACUUAUCGGAACGAAUUGUUUUACUAGCGGAAAGAAUACAUUUACUUAUUUUAGUCAUGUGAUCUUACAUGACCGAUACAGCUUUGUUUUUAAUGUCGUAUGAUGGUAACAAGUGUACAUGAAAUCGACUAUUUCUUUAAAGUAUUUCUCAAUGAUAUGCGAGUAUUUGUUAGUAAGUUAAUAUUGAACGUUAGUGUCGGAUAUUACUUUAUUAUGAAUCAUAAAUGUUGGAAAAUUACUUAGAUUUUUAAUGGUUUCUACCAUUGAUACGAAUAUAGUACUUUACAUGAAUCCACGUAGAUUAUAAGCUGAUAUAACACAGCAAGCGGUAUUUAGCAAUGAAGAGGUUGCACUAUUCUUAACUUAAUUUCAUUUUCAUUGGUUUCUUAUUCUAGACAGUUAUUAUGGUUUCACAUCAAGCUUGACAUGCACUCAAAGAUACAAUAUACAAUAAUUAUAGUCUCCAACCGGCAAAGGGAACAGGGUUCAAGCUACCUGGUUAGGGCUCGCCAGAGAAGAACCUCCUCACGAUUCGCGCCGGGUCAAGAAGUAUCACUUUCUGAAUCAAGCAUUUUACCCUCCUCAGGUGUUGAUCGAGGCUCUUGGCUAUUAAGUCAUUGGCACUUACGACCAUCGGGACAAUGCAUGCCGAGUCCACCUUCCACAAGUAGACAACCUCGAUGCAAUGGAUGACCUUCGCCAUGAUAUCUUCUACGUUAUCAGCGUAUCGAACGGGUCCAUCGAAUGUCGUCUUCAUUAUGGUGGAUGAUAUGGGUUGGAAUGACGUAUCUUUCCACGGGUCAGACCAGAUACAUACUCCGAAUAUCGACGCUCUGGCAUACCAGAGUGUGAUACUUCAGCAGUAUUACAGCGAAGCCAUAUGCACACCGGCACGAACCGCCUUACUCACAGGAAAAUACCCUAUGCGGUUAGGAAUGCACGGUCAACCACUCUUUAAUUCCGAAGACCGUGGUAUACCGCUAUCAGAGCGUCUUUUACCGUCUUAUAUGAAGGAGUUGGGCUACUCGACUCAUUUAGUGGGUAAAUGGCACGUAGGGAUGUCCAGGCCGGAGUACCUGCCCAUGUCGCGUGGGUACGACCAUCAUUACGGCAUGAGAGGCGGUUACGUCGACUAUUACACAUACAACAAAAUUGAAACGUGGCCAAAUGGACGACAAUUGUUCGGUCUGGAUCUGUACGAUGAUGCAACACCACAAGAUUGCGAGCAACGGUACAUUGUCGAUGCUCUCACCGAGAAAGCUGUUAAAAUCAUCCAGUCGCACAACGCAUCGUCCCCCUUGUUCCUGCACAUGACGCACAACGCGCCGCACGCGGGCAACGAGGGCGGCGCGCUGCAGCCGCCGCUACACGCGCCCGUCGGGCACAAGCACAUCGCCAACUCCGACAGGCGGCUAUAUGCUGAAAUUGUGACUCACAUUGACCGCAGUAUCGGCAAAGUUGUUCGAGCACUAGCGGACAGAGGAAUUCUCGACGAUACGAUUAUAAUAUUCGCUUCUGACAAUGGAGCGCCGACUGUUGGUGCCCUAAGGAACUGGGGAGUUAACUUGCCAUUCAGAGGAAAGAAAUAUACUCCCUGGGAAGGGGGAGUUAGAGUCCCAGCGUUUAUAUGGCAUUCGUCCUUUAGGCCCAACGUCUGGCCAGGUCUUAUGCAUAUCAGUGACUGGUUACCAACUCUAACUGCUGCGGCAGGAGGCAAGAUAAAAACAAAUAUAGACGGAGUCAACCAAUGGGAAUCCAUUGUUAGAAAUCUACCAUCGAAAAGAAAAGAAGUUCUCAUAGCUAUUGAAGAUACUGACACAAAUGCAUGGGCUGCUUACAGAGCAGGAGAUUAUAAAAUCGUCGUUGGCAACGUCACUGGGGUUAGUAAUGGAUAUUAUGGAGCGGAAUUUUUAGCUAAUAGAAAGACCCCUCCAGAAUAUUAUUCGGUGUUGAGGACUUGCGAAGUGGCGAGAGUGUUCGAGGAGAUGGGUGUAUACUUGGAUUUCGAGGAAGUGAGGGCCACAAGGAGAGCGGCUACAAUUAGACAAGAGGAUCCUGUGAAAGAUCCUACGCCUUGUAUUCCUACACUAACUCGCGGCUGCUUAUUUAACGUGAAACUAGAUCCAACAGAAAGCCACGAUUUAUGGGACAGAGCUAAUAAUAUAGCAACAUUACUGACAAGUCGAUUGCGUGGCUUAUGGGCAACACAGUUACGCCGAGGGGAUGCCAAGCUAGACGAAGCCGCUGAGCCUUCGAACUACAACUACGUGUGGACCCCAUGGCUUAUACAAAGCAACAGGACUCAAAGUUCUAGAGCAAGAAACCUUAAUAACAAGGGGAGUGAGAACUUUAACCUCUCGUUAAACUUCAGCCAGCAAAAGACAGUGAACAAAAACACGGCGACGGUCGCCACGUCCAUCAGCUGUGAAGGCACGUCGGGCCUCAGGAACUUUUUGUGCCUCCUAAGGAAUGUGUUCUAAUUAAAUUAUUUAUGUUGUUUUAAUUCGAGCGAUUUGUUCGGGAAUAUUACUAAGGACGGUCUAUUUACAGUACGACCAUACUAUUGCGUGAAUUCAAUAUGCAGUUGAGAUUUGGUAUAAAUGAUGUUUGAAGGAAUAGUGUCCUUUGACUAUUCGUUAAUUCGACGCUGUUGUUAUUUUGCCAUUGUUCUCAUAAUCUUGUAAAGAUUAGAAAAGUCAAUUCGUCGUUGAGCUACUGAUUAUGUAUUUUAACCCCCUCCUGUCCACGUAAACCGCACGAGAUGAAUGCGUUGUACGUCAAUAGUGUACUUCACAACCUGACGCGCCAGUGGCGCCAUUUGUGAGCAUAAGAACAGUAGUCAACAAAGCUGCAUUGAUUCCAAUAUUAAAUUGUAAUAAUUGACGAUUAUUCCGUAAAUAGCUAGUUAAUAUUAAUUAAAUUGAUUCUGUGCAUGUAAGGGAAGCGUUGAUGUGAUGUUGUACAAAUGAGUUUGUUUUGUGUAUGAUAAUUUAAUGUGUAUUGUCAUUUUAAUAUUGCGAACCACUUCUUUUUUGUUAAAUUAUCAUUUGUUUAGCAGUGACCAGAGUAAAGAACCUGCUGAAAAACUAUUUUUACUUACACCUACAAAGAAUAAAGAUCCCUACUUUGAAACAAAUUAAUGAUGGUAGGCGUAAGGCCUACUUGCUUUGAAGAA
Messenger RNA from Trichoplusia ni (cabbage looper), 3951 nucleotides. RefSeq names its product arylsulfatase B-like. Lineage: Eukaryota; Metazoa; Arthropoda; Insecta; Lepidoptera; Noctuidae. The record is from RefSeq and is a predicted model, not a curated record. The transcript is spliced from 8 exons. Bases 1457 to 3256 code for a protein of 599 amino acids.